AUGACGGACACGGUGAUGAGCAACAGCUCGGAUCGCUGGGCGUCCAACGACAGGCAGAGGAGCAUGCAUGCUAGUGAUAAAGAACAGGGCAACUGGACCAUGCAGCCAGGCCCUGGUCCAGGUCCAGACCUGACAGAUGAAGAGAAAGAGAUUAUAAACAGUGUAAUUGCUCGUGCUGAGAAAAUGGAGGCCAUGGAGCAGGAGAGAAUUGGGCGCUUGAUAAACCGCCUGGACGACAUGAAGAAAACUGUGUGUGGGGAUGGAAUGUCCCGCUGUUUGCUGUGUGGGGAGCAGCUGGGCUCACCUGGGGUCAGCUCAGUGGUGUGUGAGGACUGCAAAAAGAACAUGUGCACCAAGUGUGGUACACAGUGUGGCAGCCGGCCACGCGCUGUGUGGCUAUGCAAAAUUUGCAGAGAACAGCGAGAGGUGUGGAAGAGGUCUGGCGCCUGGUUCUUCAAAGGUUUUCCUAAGCAUUUCCUCCCAUCGCCCAUGCCAUUAUCUAAACAAAAAGAGAUGGGUGCCCAGGAUGCAUAUGAGCCCCAGGGGCCACCAGCCCCUGAUCCCAGACAGGCAGUAACCCAACCACAAGCACCAGGACCAGAGCCUCAGGGUCGUGCUGGUUACCCACCUGUGGCCCCUAAACCAUCAGUUGGGCGCAUGGCCACGGGUGGGGCCGGCCCUGAGGAGGCAGGGCAGGGCAGCCCCGUGGUGAUGAAGAAGAUGGUGCCCGUCCAGAGCUCCAGACCUCAGCCUGCUGCAUCGACCACGCUGGCCCAGCAAGGUAAGAUAGCAGGAGAUGGGGGUGCUUACUCUUCUGGUGCAGCUCCUCCAGAGCAGAGAGCGCCUCCUGCAGUAAGAGAGGACAGGAAACAGCCUGCUGCCUACAACGCUCCUCCCGCCCGACAGCAACCUCCCCCAGCUGAGGAGGAGGAGGAAGCCAACGACUAUGACUCUGAUGAAGCCACCACUCUGGGUUCUCUAGAGUUCAGUCUGCUCUAUGAACAGGAAAGCAACAGCCUCCACUGUAGCAUCCUAAAAGCAAAGGGACUGAAGCCCAUGGACUCAAACGGACUGGCAGAUCCUUAUGUCAAGCUUCAUCUGCUGCCAGGGGCUAGUAAGUCUAACAAACUGCGCACAAAGACCCUGAGAAACACCCGCAACCCUGCAUGGAACGAGACCCUCACCUACCACGGCCUGACAGAUGAGGACAUGCAGCGCAAGACCCUCAGGCUGUCUGUCUGCGAUGAAGACAAGUUCGGGCAUAAUGAGUUUAUUGGGGAAACCCGGGUGGCACUGAAGAAACUGAAGAUGAACCAAAAGAAAAACUUCAACGUGUGCCUUGAGAGAGUUGUCCCUACGAAGAGAACUGCGACAGCCGGGGGAGCCAGAGGCAUCGCUCUCUACGAAGAUGAGCCGGGGAAAGAUGGCGGAGAGGUGGAGGAGCGCGGCCGGAUUCUGAUGUCCCUCAUGUACAGCACCCAGACCAACCGUCUCAUUGUGGGUGUGGUGCGCUGCGUUCACCUGGCUGCCAUGGAUGCUAAUGGCUACUCUGACCCAUAUGUCAAAAUAUGUCUGAAACCUGACAUGGGGAAGAAGGGCAAGUGCAAAACACAAAUCAAGAAGAGGACUUUGAACCCAGAGUUUAAUGAGGAAUUCAGCUAUGACAUCAAACACAGCGAAUUGGCCAAGAAGACUUUAGAUAUCUCUGUGUGGGAUUACGAUAUCGGCAAGUCCAACGACUACAUCGGUGGGUGUCAGCUGGGUAUCACUGCCAAAGGAGAGCGGCUGAAGCACUGGUAUGAGUGUUUGAAGAACAAGGACAAGAAGAUUGAGCGCUGGCACACCUUGUAUAACGAGAAUCACGUUGCAAGUGAUUAA
Molecule: messenger RNA, 1878 nt
Organism: Chelmon rostratus (copperband butterflyfish)
Lineage: Eukaryota; Metazoa; Chordata; Actinopteri; Chaetodontiformes; Chaetodontidae
Product: rabphilin-3A-like
Exons: 17
Coding region: 1-1878 (625 amino acids)
Biological process (GO): intracellular protein transport
Cellular component (GO): membrane
Molecular function (GO): small GTPase binding
Source: RefSeq, a predicted model, not a curated record